GGCGCGCGAGCCGAACCGGGAGAGGCGGCUCCGCGGCCGCAGGCGCAGGCCCGGGCCGACUAGCAAGGCGCUGGGCGCGCCGGCCGCGGCAGCUCAGAGUCCCAACAUGCGCCGGUCGGUGUGGCUGGCGCUGGCCGCGUCGCUCUUGCACGUGUCCCUGCAAGGCGAGUUCCAGAGGAAGCUCUACAAGGAGCUGGUCAAGAACUACAACCCCUUGGAGAGGCCCGUGGCCAACGACUCGCAGCCGCUCACCGUCUACUUCUCCCUCAGCCUCCUGCAGAUCAUGGACGUGGAUGAGAAGAACCAAGUUCUAACUACCAACAUUUGGCUGCAAAUGUCUUGGACAGAUCACUAUUUACAAUGGAAUAUGUCAGAAUAUCCGGGCGUGAAGACUGUUCGUUUCCCAGAUGGCCUGAUUUGGAAGCCAGACAUUCUUCUCUAUAACAGUGCUGAUGAGCGAUUUGAUGCCACAUUCCACACCAACGUGUUAGUUAAUUCUUCUGGGCAUUGCCAGUAUCUCCCUCCAGGCAUAUUCAAGAGCUCCUGUUACAUUGAUGUGCGCUGGUUCCCCUUUGAUGUGCAGCAGUGCAAACUCAAGUUUGGGUCCUGGUCCUAUGGAGGGUGGUCCUUGGAUCUACAGAUGCAAGAGGCAGAUAUCAGCGGCUAUAUCCCAAAUGGAGAAUGGGACCUUGUGGGAAUCCCAGGCAAGCGGAGUGAGAAGUUCUAUGAGUGCUGCAAAGAGCCGUACCCAGACGUCACCUUCACAGUGACCAUUCGCCGCAGGACCCUCUACUAUGGCCUCAACCUGCUCAUCCCCUGUGUGCUCAUCUCUGCGCUGGCCCUCCUCGUCUUCUUGCUCCCUGCAGAUUCUGGGGAGAAAAUAUCUCUGGGGAUAACAGUUUUACUCUCUCUUACUGUCUUCAUGUUGCUGGUGGCUGAGAUCAUGCCUGCGACAUCUGACUCAGUGCCCUUGAUAGCCCAGUACUUUGCCAGCACCAUGAUCAUCGUGGGCCUCUCUGUGGUCGUGACAGUGAUUGUGCUGCAGUAUCACCACCACGACCCCGAUGGCGGCAAGAUGCCCAAGUGGACCAGAGUUAUCCUUCUGAACUGGUGCGCAUGGUUCCUGCGCAUGAAGAGGCCCGGGGAGGACAAGGUGCGGCCGGCCUGCCAGCACAAGCCGCGCCGCUGCAGCCUGGCCAGCGUGGAGAUGAGCGCGGUGGCAGGGCCACCGACCACCAACGGCAACCUGCUCUACAUCGGCUUCCGCGGCCUGGACGGUGUGCACUGCGCCCCCACCCCCGACUCGGGCGUCGUGUGUGGCCGCAUGGCCUGCUCCCCCACGCACGACGAGCAGCUCCUACAUGGCGGGCAGCCCCCCGAGGGGGAUCCCGACCUGGCCAAGAUCCUGGAGGAGGUCCGCUACAUUGCCAAUCGCUUCCGCUGCCAGGACGAGAGCGAGGCCAUCUGCAGCGAGUGGAAGUUUGCCGCCUGCGUGGUGGACCGCCUGUGUCUCAUGGCCUUCUCCGUCUUCACCAUCAUCUGCACCAUCGGCAUCCUGAUGUCCGCCCCAAACUUCGUGGAGGCUGUGUCCAAAGACUUUGCUUAAUCUGGUUCUGGUCCCCAGCAUGUAGGAAAACGCACAGACAGGUGAUGUCAUUAGCUUGGGGAUAAUUUGGGGUGCUAAUCCCACAGCCACACUAAAUGUGAGGACACUGAUGUACCCGUAGCUGUCAGUCACGUCGUUACAGUCUCCUUGUUCCUUUCAGUAAUAGGAUCUCAGCACGUUUUUGUUUCAUCCUCUCAGAGGGGCUCCUUGAUAUCCUUGGAACAUCCUUAGGGUCCCCAGAACCACUGAGAGGUCAUUUUGCCCAUUCCCCAGUGCCUGGUGAGCCCUUUAGAGAGGUCAGAGUGGCUCAGGACUGCCAAGGGAAGCCUGUACACCUGGUUUGCAUGCCUGCAUGUCACUUGCCAAGAAGGCCUACCUGAAAAUUCAACAUAUGCUUUUGCCUGUUUACAAACCUAGAUUGAAAAUAAUAAUAAUAA
Molecule: messenger RNA, 2043 nt
Organism: Neofelis nebulosa (Clouded leopard)
Lineage: Eukaryota; Metazoa; Chordata; Mammalia; Carnivora; Felidae
Gene: CHRNA7
Product: cholinergic receptor nicotinic alpha 7 subunit
Exons: 10
Coding region: 107-1606 (499 amino acids)
Biological process (GO): nervous system process; monoatomic ion transmembrane transport; chemical synaptic transmission
Cellular component (GO): synapse; postsynaptic membrane; neuron projection
Molecular function (GO): transmembrane signaling receptor activity; acetylcholine-gated monoatomic cation-selective channel activity
Source: RefSeq, a predicted model, not a curated record